CAUAAACGCUUACCAUUUUUACAUUUUUACUUCAAUUUUACCUACGAAGAUAUCCGUGAAAUGGCCGCAAUCGCUAGUUACACUCCAACCAUUAACUAGACACACAGAAUUCAUUAAUCCUGAAAAGAACCAACAAAACACGAGGUAACUCUGCCAAAAUUCAAAUACUUCGUUUUCCACCAGGCGCUAAGAAAUAAUAUGGACCUGCAGAACAUUCUCCAGCGUCAUGGAAGAAAAAGGCAUUGUGAAAUUUGAAGCCUUCCAGCGGUUGUUCUCUACAAUCCUGCUGCCUUGGAAUUUUUCGUUCUAUAUGAAAGCAUUCAUUUGAUUCCGCUUUUGAAAUUAUAUUAGUCCCAGAUUAAAAGAAAGAAUACCAAGGAGCUAACCCAAGCCUAAAUAUGUCUCUCUCUCCAUCUCCGCUCACACACAGGCGUAGGGACUGUUUAAACUUGGAACUAUCCCCAAAGAAUGUUCAUGGUGUAUCUUUGGAUCCAAAACCUGACUGGAGUUUAGAUGAUCUUGAGGCAGAACUAAAGGAGAUUGCAGCAAAGUAUAGCACUGAAUUGUUGCCAGAAAACAAACGCCUACCACAGAGUGGUACCAUGUUUUCAUGCAGAGACUUGUUUGCUGUGUCGGAUUUUGGCAGAAGCAGCAAAACCUUUGCGAUGCGUGCCUUUGAUGAUAGCUCUGACUACAGUGAAGAAGAUUUUGAUUUAGAAGAUGAUUAUGGCAAUGUUUCAAAACAUAACAAUCAGUCUUUGCUGCUAGAAACUAAGUUGACAAGUGGUGUGGAAGCUACAGAUGACCAAUUGGAUUUCGAGGUAGCUGCAAACCAAUUAAUGCCCAGUACUGGGGUGGUGGAAGGUUCUCUGUUUGAGUUGGAACGUGAGAGAACAUUGAGAGUUCAGGAGGAAAUCAGGGAGAGAACGCUAUCACUAGAAUCAGAACUGAAAGCUGAAACAGAGAGAUCUGCUACAGCACUUUUGCAUGUAGAGAAAGAAAGGGAGGAAAAAUGGGAGAUGGCUCGCCGUGUGGACAAGCAGUAUCAACGUAAAAUAGCAGAAGCUCGUGAUAGUCACUUGUCUGCAGUUCAAUGGGACCACCAACAACGUUCUCAAAUAGAAGAACGUAGAAUAAGAAAAGAAGUCGCUGUUGAAGAAGCCAGGAAGAGGGAAAAAGAAGACCGGGAGAUCAGGGAACGGCAAGAGAAAGCUAGGGCAGAAGCUGAGCAUGCUAAAUUGAAGGCAGAAAGUGAAGCUGAAGCAGAGAAAAAGGCAGCUGCAGAAGCAGAGAAAAAGGCAGCUGCAGAACUGGAGAGAAGGGAAUCAGCUGAAAGAGAGAAAAAAGCAGCUGAAGCAGAGAUGAAAUCUAAGGAGCAAGAGAUGAUUUCAUCACAAACAAAUAUUUCAACUGGAACGCUGUUGGGAGGUGUGAAAGUCGAAGUUGCUGAAAAUGCUGGAAAACUGGAGGUGGAGAGAGUUGGAAAACUAAAUGCUAUACAGGAGCAGUGUCAGCAGCUAAGAUCUGAUCCACAUUUAAGUAAGGAGUUGAAGACUCGUGAAAGGCAGAUUGCCUUAAAACUAAGGCAAAUAACUGGAACUCAAGAACAAGUUAGGAUUAAAGCAACGGAGCUCCUUGAAAUAGUCACGGACCAUCGUUUUCCUAACUCUAUUCUACUUACAAGCUUUGCCACAAAGGUAGUUUCUCAGUGUGAAACUCAAACGCUCAACUUGAAUUCAAUUGUUUUUGGCUUGGCACAGGCAAUUGUACUCGUUGCAUCACAGGUUCCAGUUGCAAUGGAUCUUAUUCUUGCCGAGUUCCAUAAAUCUUGCAUCUUUACUGUUCCAAAAUACAUUACAUAUUCAAAGAAUGCUUUUGAAUCAGAAGAUUCCUACCAUAAAGCAGUUGGAUAUAGAGAAGAUAAUGGAAAGGUUGAAACUACACAUAGCUAUCUGACUCGCAUGAAGGCCUGUGUAGCUCUAUAUGCAGCAAUUGUUCAGACAAACAUACCAGGUAUUCACAAUCCACAUGGUCUGAAGGAAGGAUGGGCUUGGCUAGCUCGAUUUCUAAAUGCACUUCCUCCCGACAGGUUUACAGGAGCUGCUUUAGAAACAUUUUUGAAGAUAGCUGGUUUCCGUCUCUUUCAAGCAUAUCCCAAGCCAUUUACAAAGAUUUUAGAUCUUAUAUCAAAAGAUUUUAUAGCUAAGCUGAAAUCUCAGAAUGACCCAGAUUCAAACCAAGUGAUUAACAGCAUAGAUACAUACUUGAUAACUCAAGAAUUCAGGAAAGAGCCUCAAGGGUGUACCUUGGCCAUUACAGAUCUAUCAAAGAAUAUACGGUGCUGAGAAAAAUUAGUUUUGAAAACAUCUAUUUAUAGCACAGAAGACUUGAUGUUUUGCAGAAAUUUUAGUUUCAGAUUUAUUUGUUUAAAUUAAGGUUGGCAUUCUGGGCUAGCUUCUGUAAUAUUUCAUUAGUUAUAUUGGUGCAAAUCUAUUUUGUAUAGUUACAAGGGAAGGUCUCAUAGUGGAUGAUGGGCAAUAAGGCUAUCACAAGUUUUGUAUCAUAAAGUCGGGCAUGGCUACUACUUAAGCUGUAAAGGAUCUGUAUCACAUACAAUUCUUAAACCAUAAUUCUUCUCAAAAGAAAUGCAGUGGUCGUGUACAUUGAUUUCA
Messenger RNA from Cryptomeria japonica (Japanese cedar), 2672 nucleotides. RefSeq names its product mRNA export factor GLE1. NCBI's taxonomy places the organism in Eukaryota, Viridiplantae, Streptophyta, Pinopsida, Cupressales, Cupressaceae. The coding region runs from base 399 to 2345 and encodes 648 amino acids. Gene Ontology annotation, biological process: regulation of translational termination; poly(A)+ mRNA export from nucleus; regulation of translational initiation. Gene Ontology annotation, molecular function: inositol hexakisphosphate binding; phospholipid binding; translation initiation factor binding. Gene Ontology annotation, cellular component: cytoplasm; nuclear pore; nuclear pore cytoplasmic filaments. The transcript has 15 exons. The record is from RefSeq and is a predicted model, not a curated record.